Messenger RNA from Acipenser ruthenus (sterlet), 2311 nucleotides. Its product is annotated as probable glutathione peroxidase 8. The coding region runs from base 2 to 748 and encodes 248 amino acids. The transcript is spliced from 3 exons. Lineage: Eukaryota; Metazoa; Chordata; Actinopteri; Acipenseriformes; Acipenseridae. The record is from RefSeq and is a predicted model, not a curated record. Gene Ontology annotation, molecular function: glutathione peroxidase activity. Gene Ontology annotation, biological process: response to oxidative stress.
AAUGUACCUCACCCCGAAAACGCUACGUGGUACGUACCCGUAUCGUGUUACACACACAGUUCAUCCUCGCAUUACUUCCCUGCGGAGACUUCAUUUUGCAUCAUUCCCAACAAAAAUGGAGAAUCUUGCGGCGUGUCAUUUAAAGUACUCGGUCCCGAAAGCUCGAAUGUUUAUUGUUUUUCUCACAAUGAUGAUCUGCACGUGUGGUCUCUUUCUGUUGCAGAAUACAUUUUUGAAAACAAGUAAAUCUAAAGAUUUCUAUUCUUUCGAAGUGAAGGAUUUGAAAGGAAGGACCGUUUCCCUGGAAAAGUUCAGAGGCAAAGCGUCUUUAGUUGUAAACGUGGCGAGUUAUUGUGAACAAACGGAGAGAAACUACAAAGGACUGCAAGGUCUACACCGAGAGUUCGGUACUUCACAUUUCAACGUGCUGGCUUUUCCUUGCGGCCAGUUUGGAGAUACAGAGCCAGGGUCUAACCGUGAUAUAGAGGCGUUUGCAAAGGAGAAAUAUGGCGUGUCUUUUCCUAUGUUCAGCAAGAUUAAGAUAAUGGGCUCUGAAGCCGACCCUGCCUUUACAUUUGUUACAGAUUCAGCCAAAAAGGCGCCAAAGUGGAAUUUUUGGAAGUAUCUCAUAAACCCCCAAGGCCAGGUGGUAAAAUUCUGGAAACCGGAAGAGCCCAUAGAGAACAUCAAAAAAGAUGUAGUAGAGUUAGUGAGAGAGAUCAUCUUAAAAAAGAAAGUAGAACUUUAAAACCUGAACUGUUUGUGCCAAAGCUUCAUGGCCAGGUCACACCUUAACCACUUAAAGUGCCCCGUUUGUGCUUGUCACUAGAAACUAAAACAGUGAAGUUGCCUUGAACAUGUCAGCAGUUGUUUCACAUGUUGGUUUCAGAAGCAUUUACAGAAGCAGUCACUGUGCCUGCAAUGUCGUGACUACACAGCAUUUUCUGUUCAAAGGAAUAUCACUGACACACAUGGGACAAUGUCUCUAACUGCAAUGUAGCGCCAAUGAAUUAAUGUUUUAGAUGAGUGUUUUAACCUCAUUAUACAGUUAGCUGGGUGAUUCCUCACUACUUUUUUUGUCCACGACCAAGUACUACUGCAGAGGUUUGUAAACAGUUUAGAAUAGGGACCUCCAACAGAAUACUGAGGGAAGAGCAGAGUAAAGUGAAUGUUUGAACUGUUACUAUCCCAAAGAUCAAGAAUAUAACUGAAUGCUCAUGAAAUAUACAACGAAUGCAAAAUUGCUGUCCAUACAUGGACAUUACUAACAAUCCUACAUAGUGAAUGAAAAUAUGGCAUUUUGUGGCCACAAGGCAAAAUAGGAUGUGCCAUAUGGGUUGAGUACCGGAUAAAAUCCAAUUUGCAAGAGUUAAAUUACUGGGCAACCUAAGCCAAGUGACUAAUCAUCGUGCUUAUUCUUUUAAAAGGAAUUUGCAUAUUUAAAAUACAAUUUUAUAAAACAAAGAUUCUUAGUUCUAUGUGUACCUCUAGGAUUGACAUUGAAACUUCAGAUAUAUAAAAAAAUAUAUAUGUUUAUGUUCAGUAAAAUUUAUGCAGGUGGAUUCAAAUUCACUUUCUAAAUCAUGCAAAGCCAUGUGUCAGUGGUAUCAUGCGAGGAGGCUUUUGCGUUUAUCUGCAAAUAUAUUAAAAGCAGACAUAACUCAGUCACAGCAAAUUAGACAAGCACUAAACCAGCGUUUGAAAUAUUGUAAGCUAUAUUAACAUGUUUACCCCAGAUUGCAGCAUUUAAAAAAAAAUAAGUAAAAACAAACUGCUAAGUUGCAUGAAACUACUAGGUACAUGUUACAUGUAAACUUGUCACUGGGAUGCCUUCUUUAGAAACAGAUACAGGCCCCAUUUACUUUGAAUUAAAAAUUCUUAAUGAUGUAACUGUGCAUUCAUAAUGGACUUCAGGAUUGUUGUUGUUGCACAUUUUUCUUACCACCACGUGUUAAGACUUGCCUGGCAUUAAGUGUCAGCAUACCUGGCCCUGUGAUAAUGAAAACAGCAGUAGAACUACAAGACAGCUCCAUUCAACCUUUAAUAACUCCAUCUCGAGCUGCCUAAAGGUUCUUAGUAUAUAUUUAAAAACAUCUUGUCUACUGGGAAUUCCAUGGCCCUUUUUUUUUUUAAUUUCAUGCAGGUUCGGGUACUUUUUACUCAAGGGGGAGAAAAGUACUUUGUAUUUUUUCAAGGGGGGGGGGCGGGAGUAAUGUGUGUUCUAUUUUGUUUUUAAUAAUAUGUUGCGCUGAAGACAACAAAUGUCUUGUUUUCAGAUUACAGCAAUAAUAAAACUAGCUUUCUUCUUAAA